Molecule: messenger RNA, 1860 nt
Organism: Anopheles marshallii
Lineage: Eukaryota; Metazoa; Arthropoda; Insecta; Diptera; Culicidae
Gene: Egm
Product: complex I assembly factor ACAD9, mitochondrial
Exons: 3
Coding region: 1-1860 (619 amino acids)
Molecular function (GO): flavin adenine dinucleotide binding; acyl-CoA dehydrogenase activity
Source: RefSeq, a predicted model, not a curated record
AUGCUGCUGAGAAGAGCGUACCGUCCUUUGGGGCGUUCCUUUGCAAGAAUCGGGUUCAUGUCCCACUCGACGAUAGCCUCACAGGAACCGGCCGAUUCCGAGACGGUCUCGAGUGCCAUCGAUAAUCUGUCCAAGCCCGUACAUGUGCAGCUGCCGAAGAGAAAUCCUUUCAUGAAAUCCAUGUUUCUUGGUACAGUCGAUACGGAACUGUUAUCUUUUCCGGAAUCACUCAACAGAGAAGAGCAAGCGCGUGUUACGAAACAAAAGGAAGACCUGGAGCGAGUAAUGCGAUCCGGUAGUAAACAAUCCGCCACCGGCACGGAGCUUUACGGCCUGCAAGGACCGCUAGAGUACGGUGGCAAUCAGUUCAUCGAGACGGAGCUAGCGUUUGUUAAUGAACCGCUCAUGGAUGAUCGUUCCAAAUCGCUGGUCGCACUCGAACAUAAUGCAAUCGUGAAGUUGAUCGCACAGUACGGUACCGAUGCAGCGAAAGACCUUUACCUAUCAAAGCUGUGCAGCGGUGCAAUGAUUGCAGCCAGUGCACUGUAUGAGGUGGACAGUCCCCGGCAAACGAUGUUCAGUACGGUCGCCACGCUAGACUUUACUAGCGGCAGUUGGACACUGAACGGGUCGAAGGUGUUCCUGCGGAAUGGAGCAACCAUCCCCGGACUGCUGCUCGUGAUCGCAUCCACCAAAAACAUGCAAAAGCUGAGUAAAGAAGACGGUACGUUUGCAGCAUUUCUACUUGACACGAACACACCCGGCGUUCGUAUAUCGCAGGACGACCUUGGCAAUGGCGGUCUCGCACGAGUAACAGUACAGAUGAACCAUGUAGAGAUACCCGAAACACAUGUGGUCGGGAUGGAAUCCGACGGUGGUACGAUACUGUCCAAAUAUCUGUCUGCGGUCCGCGUGCAGUCCAGUGUGGUACGUGUGUCACUGCUAAAGAAGGUGCUGAAUUCGCUAACCGAUUUUUGCAUCAAUUCGAACACUUCAAUCGGUGACAUGAUGGAUAUUGAAAUCGUACGGGAGCAGUUGGCACGCAUGGCAAGCAUAAUUUAUGCGUCCGAAAGCCUAAUCUACAUGACCACCAGUAUGAUGGAUGAUUUCGAAAAUCAGGACGUAGAGAUGGAGGCUGCUAUAACAAAAGUCUUUACGACGAGUAGUUUGCUCAACCAGGCGAUGCUUCCGUUGCAGUUCCUGGGUCCGCAGGCGCUAAGCAAAGAGUACUGUUUCGAGGACCUGUUCAACGAUGCGCUAAAGAUGUUCAUUGGCAAUGAAUCAGUUGACUCGGUCAACCUGUUCAUUGCCCUGUCAGGACUGCAAUACGCAGGUAUGCACUCGUACGAAACGAUUAAAAAGGAUCGUAACCCUGCCAUGAACCCGUCGUACGUACUGUCCAAACUAUUCGAGAAAACGUCGAUAGAAAAUCCGAAGAAGUUUGCCAACCUGCAGCAAUACUUCCAUCCCUCACUCGAACCGGCCGCACACUGGAUCGAGCUGUCGAUCGUGCGACUGAAGCUCGCCACAGAGUGUAUUCUGUCCCGGCACGGUGUGAAAGUGGUCGAACGGCACAUUGAGCUGGCCCGGCUGGCAAACGUCGCGACGCUGAUUUAUGCGAUGAUCGCCAGCGCAUCCCGUGCCUCUCGUUCGUACUGUAUCGGAUUGCGGCAUGCUUCCCAAGAUGUGCACCUAGCGAACAUGUUUUGCCGAGAGCACAGUGAAAAGAUUCGAAUGCUGGCGCUGGAACUCGAAAAGGGACCGUACAUUACGAGCGAUGACGAUUACAGCGUAAUAGCGCGCAAUUUGUUCCGUGAGAAGCGCUAUUAUUUCGAGCAUCCGAUUACGAAGAACUUUUAA